GGUUUUUCUUUGGUCCUUGCCUUUGAUUUCCAGGCGGUCAAAUGGAUCCAGCGUUUGUUUGCGCUGGAGAUCUCUUUCGGGAAGACAGCGAUGGCGAAGAAUCAGCUGAUGCUGGAUUUGUCGAAAGAGAGCAUUCGUUCCCAGAGAUGACGCUCAAAGUUCGUGAGUUUAUGUUCCACCAAGUCAAUGCGAAUCUGCUUUGGCCCGGCUCGACGAUUUUUGCGCAGUGGCUCGUGGAGCACAGGGAACUUGUCGAGGGCAGUCGGGUGCUCGAGCUUGGAAGUGGAACUGGAGCUCUCGCGAUUUUCUUGAAGAAGUCACUCGCGGUGGACAUCACAACUUGUGACUACGACGACGACGAGAUCGAAGCGAACAUUGCGCACAAUUGCAAGCUCAAUGGCAUGGCUCCAGUCCCUCAUAUCCGCCAUACGUGGGGCGAACGAUUUCCUGCAGAUGCUCCGGCGUGGGAGUUGGUCAUCGCCAGCGACAUUCUCUUGUAUGUCAAGCAGUACCCGAAUCUCGUCAAAACGCUCAAGUUUCUACUAGCCAGUGAUCGAGAUUCACGGAAGCUCCCACUCUCGAGGAAGCCAUGCUUUGUCAUGAGCUGGCGACGACGAAUUCCAAAAGAGGACGAGGCACUGUUCUUCGCCGACUGUGGGAACGCCGGCUUCCAAGUCGAGGAUCUCGGCUCCAGAGUCUACCGCAUCACCGCGUAACUCAAGGUAGAAGAACGCUUCCCUGGUUUGACAAGCGCCAUCUUUAUGUGUGCGCAGGCAAAGCGUAUGACUUCUACUCAAAUUUUCGUCGCGCAACCAAAGUCUCGCGCGAGAAGAAAAAUAAAAAUAAUUCCACCAUCGUGGGAGGAGCAUCAAUGAUCUUCUUUCGUGCUUAGCAGCCUGGAACAAAUUUUCUUCUAGCGAUCGAUCAUUCUUUUAACCUUGUCAUAGAGAAGCAAAGAAAAAAAAAGAAUCCAAUCGGUUUUGUUAAAGAAAAUCCAUGAGAGAUGAGAAUAAAAUUGAAAGCCACGCCA
Molecule: messenger RNA, 1030 nt
Organism: Selaginella moellendorffii
Lineage: Eukaryota; Viridiplantae; Streptophyta; Lycopodiopsida; Selaginellales; Selaginellaceae
Product: methyltransferase-like protein 23
Exons: 6
Coding region: 42-716 (224 amino acids)
Source: RefSeq, a predicted model, not a curated record